Molecule: messenger RNA, 4744 nt
Organism: Helicoverpa armigera (cotton bollworm)
Lineage: Eukaryota; Metazoa; Arthropoda; Insecta; Lepidoptera; Noctuidae
Exons: 7
Coding region: 81-4682 (1533 amino acids)
Biological process (GO): transcription initiation at RNA polymerase III promoter; 5S class rRNA transcription by RNA polymerase III
Cellular component (GO): transcription factor TFIIIC complex
Molecular function (GO): DNA binding
Source: RefSeq, a predicted model, not a curated record
UAUUCACACAUGUGAGUGAGCUGAUAGCGUGAAAAAUGUUUAUUUUCGUUUUGAAAAUUUUAUAAAAAUAACUUGUUAAAAUGGAAACUAACAUAUUAAACCAAUUUGCGGUUAAUUAUAAACAAAUACUCAUUGAUGAAAUUGCUUUAGAAGGCCUUGAGGGGAUUUCAGUGGAUCUUUUAUGGAGGCGAUUACGAAAAUGUUUGUCUGCAGAAAUCACCCACAAGAUGAGAGCCCGAUAUUGGACAUAUAUUGUGAAUUGUGGCAAGGUUUCUGUCUACGAGUUACCAGAACCCCUGCCACAUGUCCAAUUACUUGAUAGAUAUGAAAUUGUUGAUGAGAAUUCUGGUCACCUGAAAGAGCCUGACUGCUAUCUCGACGGCCCUUACGAAUUCAAACCGAUUGAAGGAGAAUUUGGCUCCUCAAAAUAUUAUGACACAAGAAAAUUAAUUCCCACUGAAGUAUUAAAAAGUAAACCGUAUGCUGCUAUUAUAUCGGAAUAUGGAGACACCUUAGCUCUGGUUGCUAAGAAGGAGCACAGGUGGCGAGCCUUGGCCCCACAUAUGCCAAUAUCUUAUUUAGCUCAGAUGACGAGCGUUCAUUACUGUAUGUUGGAGUUGAUAGGAAAGUCUAGAAGUAAUGGCCAAUCAACAGUUGGUCUUACAAACCUAAAUAAAAUAACCAAAGACCCAAAAGCACUGUUCUAUAUCCGGAAGUAUUUACAUGGCUUAGACUUGAUUGGAUCUCGCACUAUCACAAUGGUUAUAGCGGGAAGAGGAACUAAAGUGUUGCUGGUCCGAUUAAAGAGGUUCAACCAACCAACAGUUCUCACAAUGCCUAAACAGGGUGUCCUACAUGAUGUCAUAGAAUAUUUGAUGAAAAAACCAGAUUACAGUGAGAAAAUUGAAGUUAUCUUGAAAAAAGGACUAAUCACACAGAAACAGAAUAGGAGAUUGCAGAAAACUGUGAACAUCUUCAAUUUUGAAGAGAGAACUGUCAUAGCUGAGGAGAAAGGAAAGAAAACAAAGGGUAAUCUGAAAAGAAAGUUCAUUUUCCUAUCGUCUAAAAGUGACGAGUCCUCCGAAUCUGAUGAAGACUCACAGGAACCUCCGCUUAAGUGCCAAUACAAAGUUGGUGUGAGCCUCAUGAGACAGGCUUAUGAACGAGUCUUAGAUGCUGGGCUUGAAGGCCUAACGCAGCUCCAACUCGCCCAAUUGUUGGGUAUUGAGUUUUAUACCAGUAGAAGCAUUUGCAAAAUCUUCAAGCAACGGAAUAUUGUUAGGGAGUACUUAGAGGAUAAAGGAAAACAAAGGACUGCUAGGUAUAUUGCUAUAGCUGCGACUGGAGAGAUGGAUGUCAAAUAUGCAGAAGAAAAGAAGAAAUUCCUAGAAUACUUACAAAAGAAUAAAAGUAAUGAUGAACCAACACAGGAAGAGGUUCCACAAGUACCGGCAACAUCAGAAGAUGAUGACAUACCUCUCAAGAGAAUAAAACUUGAAAAAGAAAAAGUACCUGAUAUCGAAGUUAACAACCAAUCAAACCAACCAAACCAAAAUAAAGAUAAUUCUGAUGAGGCAAAUACAAAUAUGGACGUUGAUACAGUUGAUGCAGAACAUGUAAUUACCGAAGUUAAAGUCCUUGAAGGCUUUCAGAGCGCAAAGACGCUAGGAACGUUCAAGAAAAACCCCACGCUAAGACAGUUGACAUUUGCUAAUGGUAUUUUCAAAGUGCUGAAAGAUAGACAAUUUGUUUGUGGGUAUAUCACACUAAGCAAUUUAGUUGCCAAAGAAAUAAAUGAACCGCCCAUGGACUCGAAAGCACUGAAAUCAUUUAUACAGAAGCUGGUCACAGAUGGGCAUAUCAAAAUUUAUAAAAUGAAAUGGCCUGGCGUACAAAAAUAUUCAGUGUUAAUUUGCGCUCCCCAUGUAAAGCCAACAGAUCCUUUAAUGAAAGCGAAAUACAAAGAGAUAUGUAUGAGAGCCGUCGCAACUAAAAAAAUGAACAUCAAAAAAGAUAAUUCAGAAGGGGGAGUCCCAUGUCUUGCACAAUUUUCGUAUCCACGCUAUAUGAAGAUACAAAAACUGCACGAGUUUCUUACGAAAUUCGCUUAUUUCGAAUAUGUGCCUCCGGAAUCACACACUUUAUCACGUGGCUUUGUCAGCAUAGUUGAUUUUAUUCAAGAAGUAACGAUAGAGUUCGUUAUAAACAAUUUGGGUACUAUGGGCAAGACGGAAAUCAAUCAGCUGAUAAAGGAAAGCCACCUCCAAAUGAAACUCAAAGAUGUUCCAAAGCAUAUUUAUGGGACACUAUUGGGGUCUAACACUCUUCAAAAUGCGUUGAGGUUGAAUCUAAAAGUGUUAGCCAUGCUGGGGCUCAUACAGCUAGUGAAGCAGCCAGCACAAUCAAACAACAGCACCGGCGUAGAAACAUACACAAGUUUCUUAUUCUUCGUAAAUCGUCGCGCGACAAUAUUAGACACUACCGGUAUAUGGCCUAGAACCACUGAAGAAGAAGUUACGGAAAAAUCGUAUUAUUUCGAUACAUUUGAAGAUGUGACCAAGUAUUGGAACGAUGUGUACCAAAUUAGCAUAAACACUGUCAUAGAGGUAGCUAAAAGAGGCAGAAAACAACUAAAGCCGCCACAGAGGUUGGACGAAGAAGUCCAAAUACACGACACUGGAGCUCGGUAUGGCGACGGCAAUGGACCAUGUGGCUUUGACUCGUGCUUCUACAUGGAAAUACCGCGACUUUGGCAAACCUACUACAUGAGGCCUGCACAAAGUCACACUUCGCAAAAGAAUAAAAUAACAGUCAAAUUGCCCAAACUGAAAAUAAGUAAGAAAACUAAACCGAAACCACCUCCAAAAGCGCCAGUGGAGAGAUUUAGGAUUGAAAAACUAUCUCGUAGAAGAAACGAUGGUACAAUACGGUGGUCCAAACAGGACGAUAUGAUCAUAACUAUGUGCAAAGCUGCCAUUGCUAUAAUGAGUCCUAACUCACAACCCGGCAGUGUCAUAGUUAGAAACAUUGCUGCCAAAGAUAUUCUUUCAAUCACGGACCUUAAAAAAACGAAAGUCGUGUGCCACAGGCGAGCCCUAGCACUGGAAUCGGACUGCUCAUUGAUUCAUGAAAAGCAGUGCAUCAUUAACGAACUGAGGAGGAGACCAAAUCUGAUCCAAAAAUAUGAGGGACUCCUGAAGAAGCUGAAGAUUCAAUACUCGACGAAUAUGUCGAAAUUUAUCAACAAAGCUCGUAUUCCCAUGAUGGAGCUGGUGUGGCUAAUAUCUGAGGUCAUGCGAUCUAAAUCGUAUUUCCGACAGGUUCCGUGUGUCGCCUUGGACUUAGAAGAUUUCCAUAAACAUUUCACAAUAAUAACAUCCAUGGAAAAUAAACUGUGUAACAUGUUUAGGAUACCUGAAAAUAUCGUAUUGAAAGAAACAAUCGUACUCACGAUAAUGCAGACUUUAGAUUCUGAUAUCAGUACAGAAAUGGGCAAAAAAAUAUACAACACUUUUAAAAAGUAUCCCGAAAAGUCUUUAAGAGCUGCUGUGGACCAGCUUAGAAAAUGCGGGGCCAUAGCGGCUAAGGAGAAGAUAUUUAACAACCAGAUGCAUAAACAAGAUUUAGAAGACAUAUGUCAUUCGUCGUACAAAAUUUCUGCGCUGUAUCAACGCAAAUGGAGUAACCGUUUGAACUCUGAUUAUGUCGACAAUGUUUAUGCAAUAUUAGAUGCAGAGUCUGAGAAUGAUGUAAAAGGUUCUGCUGAAAUGAACACUGUGUAUUGUGAAAUGCAUGCAUAUGAUGUUUUAGACAUUGUGUCUACGACGGUGCCCGUUAUCACGGCCCCGCCUGGUGCACCAAUUAUGCAAGAAGAGAUCAGCGUUUUGACCAUAGACACUAAAUACAAAUUGAAAACGGGAACAUUGAGGUUGAAAAAUAAAUCUGAUGCAAUCAGUAUUUCUGACUUGUACAAACAUUUGGAUACUGAUAAUGGUGUUAAAUACUUGUCAAGUUACACGGCGAUAGAUGGUAAAGAAAUAAUAAAAUCAAAACUAGAUACUGAAGAUCCUAUAGUGCAACAUUUGAAUGAAAAAGCUGAAAACGGAGCAACAUUUGCGGAGCUCCAGAAUAUUACCGGCUUUGACGACGCACUACUGAUCAAAAAAUUACAAGAACUUGAAAUGAAGAAAGUCGCUAAACGCGUUGGCUUCUACGAAAAUGUUAUCGUCCUUACCAAGCACAUAAAGCCUUGGACGGUUAAAAUAGGGGACAAAUACAUAGUAGUUACUCCAUGGCUGACUUUAAAUGGGAAAAUAAAACUUGAAAUAUUCUUCAAAUGGUGUGGUGUUGUCAUGAAUUUAAUAUUCGAAAAGCCAGGAUCAUCCAUUGUUUAUUUAUCAGAAAAGUGUGAAUUUUUAACAUACAGAGCUGUCCAAGAUAUUUGUAUGUUUCUCGAAAAAUAUGAGUGUAUCAGUCUCUGUUCUGUUAAGGGCCCAGAAGUAGAUUUGUUUUCAGAUGAAGAUUGUGAACAAGAAAUAACUGAAUUUAAUCCUUAUGUUGUUCCCGAAAAGAUUCUAGCGCAUCCCCUGAAAAACUCUCUAACAAUAUUCUGUUAUGUUAAGAAAAAGAUUUUAGAUUCACAGUCAGAUGAUUCGUUAAUGGAUAAGUUAUUUAAGUGUUAAUUGUUUAUUUUUAGAAAACUUUCUGUUGUUAUAUUAUAAAGAUAAAUAAAAAGACCCAUGUA